AGGAGUUUUUUUCUUUUUCUGGUGAUAUUGAAUAUGUUGAACUGAGGAGUCAUGAUGAACGAUCUCAAAUUGCUUAUGUCACCUUCAAGGAUGCACAAGGAGCUGAAACUGCUGCACUACUAUCGGUAAUUUGACUAUCAUCAAUGAACUUGAAUUUUAAUAUACGGUCAAACAAAUGAGAGGGUUUAGGAUUAUUUUGGAGCUUGACUAUCAGGGCUGGCACUGCAAUAUAUUAAUCUAGAGUUCUCUGAUCUUACUGGAUGGAUGACGUACAAAUUCUUGAAAGUCAUGAUAUUGAAAAUUCUCUCGUGGCUUUUGGAUAGAAGUAUCCUUUGGGAACUAAGAUCAGUCAAUGUCAGAUUUAACAUGAAUAGAAGGGGCUGGCAAGAGGGGAUUUUGAAUAGUUCGGAUGAGACCUUGUGGUUAAAAGGAGCAACAAUAGUUGAUUCGUCGGUUACAAUAACUGUGGAUCCUGAUUACCAGGUCCCACCAGCUGCUUUGACAUCACCUGUAACUGAGUGUAAGACUCCUGCUACUGGUGGUUCUGAAUCUGCUUUAAGAAAGGCAGAGGAUGUGGUCACCGGCAUGAUGGCUAGGGGCUUUGUCUUGGGGAAAGAUACCGUCACCAAAGCAAAGACAUUCGAUGAGAAGCAUCAGUUAUCAUCAACUGCCUCAGCAAAAGUUGCAUCUUUUGAUCAGAAAAUUGGGUUCAGUGAGAAAAUAACUGCUGGUGCUUCAGCCGUGAGUGAUCGAGUUCGAGAAGUGGAUCAAAAGUUUCAGGUUUCAGAGAAAACCAAAACGGCAUUUGCAGCUGCAGAACAGAAAGUCAAUGAAGCGGGUUCUGCUAUCAUGAAAAAUCGCUAUAUACUCACUGGGGCUUCAUGGGUUACAGGUGCUUUCAGUAAGGUUGUUAAGACAGCUGAAGAUGUAGGACAGAAGACAAAGGAGAAAGUGCAAAAUACAGAAGAGGAACGGAAGCAAAAGGAUCAGCAUGCCCCGGCCCCCUCCGAGUCUUAGAUGCACCAACAACAGGUGAAUAGAACCCAUACAAGUCUUCUCCUCCUGAAGGCCUGAUCCUAUAAUUUUCUUCUUGUGUAUGGAACUCCUGCCAACUUUUUCCCACUUAUGUAGCCUUUUUUCGUUUCUGCUUUAAAAUAUAGCUCGGAUUUCACUAGUUACUUGGACAAAUUUGCAGUUUAGCCCCCCCCCUCCUUUGUAAGAAAAAGAUGUGCCGAAGUAUGUAGGUGUUUGAUGAUUUUGUUUUUAUGAUUUGUGUCGCUUUCUCCAUUUAUUUUGUGGUAAUAUGUAACUUGUUACCUUGUUCCUGUGAAAGUCUUUUGGAGCUGACUC
Messenger RNA from Neltuma alba, 1350 nucleotides. Its product is annotated as binding partner of ACD11 1-like. Gene Ontology annotation, molecular function: RNA binding. The record is from RefSeq and is a predicted model, not a curated record. NCBI's taxonomy places the organism in Eukaryota, Viridiplantae, Streptophyta, Magnoliopsida, Fabales, Fabaceae. The coding region runs from base 265 to 1017 and encodes 250 amino acids. The transcript has 5 exons.